This is a messenger RNA of Perca fluviatilis (European perch), 3621 nucleotides long. RefSeq names its product E2F transcription factor 2 (gene e2f2). Gene Ontology annotation, cellular component: RNA polymerase II transcription regulator complex. The coding region runs from base 591 to 1931 and encodes 446 amino acids. The transcript is spliced from 7 exons. Gene Ontology annotation, molecular function: RNA polymerase II cis-regulatory region sequence-specific DNA binding; DNA-binding transcription factor activity, RNA polymerase II-specific; protein dimerization activity. The record is from RefSeq and is a predicted model, not a curated record. Gene Ontology annotation, biological process: regulation of transcription by RNA polymerase II. NCBI's taxonomy places the organism in Eukaryota, Metazoa, Chordata, Actinopteri, Perciformes, Percidae.
UUGGCGCUAAAAAAGCUGUUCUUCCCCAGCUCUUGUCCUGUUGUAUGGAGAGCGGAGCUCUGAGGUGGACGGACAGGAGUCACAUACCGGUUCGGAUUCCGCAUCAGAGGGACUCACAAUAAAUUGUCAAUCUCAAGGUAGAACCUGAUCUUAAUAAGACCUGGUAGCCUUCUGGUACUGGACUUUAAAAUACUGGUUGUUUGAAGUAGAUUAUUUAUUUAACCAGCAGUUUUUCGUAACUUGUAACGUUAGGUCAAGUUUCCUCUGCACUUUGUUACGUUACCGGACAAAGGAGAACAUCACCGACUAGUCUGUUCUAGUAUUUACUGAUGAACAAUAUUAGAAAAUACCGCUGAAUUGUCUGUUUAACCCAUGCAUUUUGCUUUUAAUAGGCUGCUUUCAGCUGUAUGAGUUGCUCUUGGCUCUUUUGUUAUUAUUAUUCGCCAGGGUGGAAAUAUAUGUUCAUACAAAGCCUAUAGCAGCAGCAACUUGCUAAUAACCGGGAACGAUUUAGCAGUGCAUUGAUCAACUUUGCUAACGUUACCAGCUUGACAAAUCCGGUUGAGUUUAGUUUAAAUUGACUCAAGAAAAUGAUGCGGAUGCCCAAAGGCGUCUCUCUGGCAUCGGGUCGGCCAGUAGCGGGACUGCCUUGCCCUCAGCAGAAGAUGAAGGUUUUGUCCACCGGAGGAGUGAAGACCGAGUUCUUCAACACCGGACUGUCCAGCCCGCCGAUGAGCACGGUACCAGCCGGCUAUUUCACCCAGAUCUGCAACACCGCCGCGGCUGAACAAAGAGCCAACAGCCUGUAUUCAACCCCCCACGGACCAGAGGCUAAACCCAUCAGAUCAUCCUCCGGGCGCCUGCCGGCUAAAAGGAAGCUGGAUCUAGAGGACCCUCUUUACCUGCCGGAAUUCCGCACACCAAAAGGCAAAUGCGGCAUCGCGGCCAGGAUACCAAGUCCAAGGACUCCAAAGUCUCCAGGUGAGCGGACACGCUACGACACCUCUUUGGGCUUGCUGACCAAGAAAUUUGUGGGUCUGAUCGCGGAGUCUCCUGAUGGAGUCCUCGACCUGAACUGGGCCACUGAGGUUCUGGAGGUCCAGAAGAGACGCAUCUAUGACAUCACCAACGUCCUGGAGGGAGUCCAGCUUAUCCGAAAGAAGUCCAAGAACAACAUCCAGUGGCUGGUUGGAGAUGUAUUUGAGGGUGGUGCAGGCGGAGGAGAGAAGGCUUGCGCCCUGAGGAAAGAGCUUGGAGACCUGGAGAGAGUAGAGCGAUCUCUGGAUGAACUGAUCCACUCCAGCACCACACAGCUCAAACAACUCACCGAAUAUGAAGAUAAUAAGAGAUUGGGCUAUGUGACAUAUCAGGACAUCCGCUCCAUCGGCAGUCUCCGAGACCAGACAGUCAUUGCCGUCAAGGCCCCUGCUGACACCAAACUGGAGGUGCCAGACACGGCAGGGCAGGGGUCAUUACAGAUCUAUUUAAAGAGUAAGAAUGGCCCCAUUGAAGUCUAUCUGUGUCCAGAGGAGGGUCUUGAAGAUGCUAGCCCAGUUAAAAGCGCUGUCACCCCUAAAAAGGAGUUCCCUCAACCGCUUGGCCCUCCAACUACAACCCCAAUGGGGCCACCAAGCUACAGCAUCAAAGAAGAGCCUGUUGAAUCCAACAUGUCUACAGCAGCUCCAGCCACCUCCUCAGCCUCCAAUUCCGCGCUGCUGGACGUCGAGCGUCUGUUGGGUUUGCCCCCCAGCCUGCUCCAGAUCACAGAUGACCAGCUUCCUUGCACUUCAUUCGCCCCAGACCCCAACACCCCCUUUGUGAGUUUCUCACCGCCUCUGGACCACGACGAUUACCUCUGGAGCCUGGAGGAUGGCGAGGGAGUGUCAGAUUUCUUCGACACCUAUGAUCUUGGAGAACUGUUGAAGAGCUGAGGUGUAGAUGAAGGAGGGGGUGGGGGGAAUUUGGGGAGAUUUGUGGGAAAUAUUUAAUACACUAUUGAAGCCAUCACUAUUUGUUUUUACCUUGCCUGUUUUAAUUCCAGUGAUUCCAAAGGAGGAGUUACCCCCUUUGUUUAUUUUAAUAAAGUAAAAAUAAUUUGUACAUAUUAUUGUAAAAAAUGAUCGGACUGGAAGGUUGGGUGAGGCUGAGAUUGACACAGAAGUGUAAUCUCCAACCAUCAGGAAACACUGUUUAAAAAGCAGGGAUUGUUUUGGAUUUUCUGUCACAUUUACAGAUUGCGCUACAAAGAUAAAACUUGUAACAACAUAACAUACAAGACAGGAGUUAUUAUGCAUAUCACAUCACCAGCAACCAAAUCUGAUGCAUUUGAUUAUCAGGCAGGGUUUACAGUGUGACAACUCAGGAAUUAGUUUUCUUCAUUGUUUCCAAAGUCUUAAUGUUGUGUGCCACUCUUUGGCCCGUAGGGGGCAGCCUUGUAUUAUGUUAGCUUUAACUGCCAUGCAGCUUUACAUGAUUCAAUCACCGGAUAAGAGAAAGCUAAAGCCAUCAAGAGCCAUACACAGGGUGUGUUUUUGAAGAGUCUAUCUACUUUUACACUGACCAAAUUAAGCUGUGAAUAAUACCGGUCUGAGCACACAGUAUUGUGUGAAAUCUGAUUUUCAAGGUGCUCAUGUUGCUUCUGUCUGAUCAGGUUUGCUCUCUCCUGCCUUGAGCUUUAUGUCGGACCUUGUUUGGUGCUGCAGUGUGUGCCAAAAUGCGAAAGGCAGCUUUUGAAACCCAAUAGUGGGCCCAGAUCCAGAGUUAAUGACUGAUAAUGGGUACUUUGUGAACACAUACAAUCUCUGACUGAGCAAGAGGGUCACACUCACUCUUGUUGGUUUGGCAGCUUUAUUUCAAAUCCAGGUGCUCCUCUAUUGAUAAGAGUUUGAAUCUGAAGUCUGAAUUUAAUAGAAUUUUUUUUUUAUUUAGUAGUGUGAAACUACUAUUGUAUUUCUGAGGAAAUGACCCAAAAUAAAUUAAAAUGCAGCAUCUGUGUUGCAGGUGUGGUAAAGGGGGGUUAAUGGAUGUAAUUAAGGUUUAAUUAGAGUAGCGAUUUGCGUUUCCUCUUGUUCAGAAAUGAAUGAAGUCAGUUGAUCUAGCAGCAAAAGAAACAAGAAGGAUUUCAUAUAUUUACUGUUAAAUUUUUCCCACAUGUGCUGGUGUAUCCCUUUAAAAUGUCAGACAUGCACCCGCCAGCUGUGACUUUUAUGUGUUAAAAGUUUUUUUUCUAAGCGUUCUAGAUAUUUGGAAAUUUGAAUUUCAUGCUGACGUAUUUUUGGCUUUCCCUCUACACUGCUGCAGAGAUAAGCUAACUGUCCUGUCCUAACAAAACUUGAAAUGUGUGUUUGUGUGUGAAUUUGACAGUUUGGGAAAUGGGUGUCAUGGUGUGUUUUUGUGUGUUUUUACGAUGUAGAUUAGAGGAUGUGAAUUCAGAAUUUGUAGUUUUUUUUCUAUGAGCAUUAUUUUUCUGGUAUUUGUACAUAAUUUGUUUUGUAUUUAUACCUAUUUUGUCUGAAUUUUUUGAAGAUUGAUACAUUGUUUUUGUAUGACAUGCGGCACUUAAUAUUUUGUAAUAUUGUGUGGUCUGUUUGAAAUGAUGAAAUAAAUACUGAAGCCAUUGUU